This is a messenger RNA of Lichtheimia ornata, 942 nucleotides long. RefSeq names its product rRNA 2'-O-methyltransferase fibrillarin. Gene Ontology annotation, molecular function: rRNA methyltransferase activity; histone H2AQ104 methyltransferase activity; RNA binding. Gene Ontology annotation, biological process: rRNA methylation; box C/D sno(s)RNA 3'-end processing. NCBI's taxonomy places the organism in Eukaryota, Fungi, Mucoromycota, Mucoromycetes, Mucorales, Lichtheimiaceae. The transcript is spliced from 2 exons. The record is from RefSeq and is a predicted model, not a curated record. Gene Ontology annotation, cellular component: box C/D methylation guide snoRNP complex; small-subunit processome; nucleolus. Bases 1 to 942 code for a protein of 313 amino acids.
AUGGCAUUCGAUAAUCGUGGAGCUCGUGGAGGACGUGGAGGUUUCCGUGGUGGCAGCCGUGGCGGUGGCCGUGGUGGUGCUCGUGGCGGCUUUGGUGGUGGCCGUGGUGGACGUGGUGCUGCUCGUGGUGGCAUUGGCAAACCUGCUGGUCGUGGUGGCCGUGGUGGCCGUGGUGGUGCUCGUGGUGGUGCUCGUGGUGGCCGUGGUGGUGCCAAGGGCGGUGCCAAGGGUGGUAACAAGGUUAUCAUUGAACCCCAUCGUCAUGAAGGUAUCUUCAUUGCUCGUGGUAAAGAAGACUUGCUCGUUACCAAGAACCUUGUCCCUGGUGAAUCUGUCUAUGGUGAGAAGCGUGUUUCUGUGGAUGGUCCCGAAGGUACCAAGAUCGAAUAUCGUGUGUGGAAUCCUUUCCGAUCCAAGUUAGCUGCUGCUGUUCUUGGUGGUGUUGAUCACGUCCAUAUUGCUCCUGGAAAGAAAGUCUUGUAUUUGGGUGCUGCUUCUGGUACUUCGGUGUCUCACGUUGCUGAUAUCGUUGGUGCUGAAGGUGCUGUUUACGCUGUUGAGUUCUCUCAUCGAUCAGGCCGUGAUCUUAUCAACAUGGCAAAGAAGCGCACCAAUGUCUUGCCUAUCAUUGAAGAUGCCCGUCAUCCUCCAAAGUAUCGUAUGCUCGUUCCCAUGGUCGAUGUCAUUUUCGCUGAUGUUGCCCAACCUGAUCAAGCCCGUAUUAUCGCUCUCAAUGCUCAUCACUUUUUGAAGAACAAUGGUCAUAUCGUCAUCUCUAUCAAGGCUUCUUGUAUUGAUUCAACCGUUGAUGCUGCCACUGUGUUUGCUCGUGAAGUCAAGAAGUUGCAAGAAGAACGCAUUAAGCCCCAAGAACAACUCACUCUUGAACCUUAUGAAAGAGAUCACGCUGUCGUUGUCGGUAGAUAUGCACGCAACAAAUAG